AUGCCCUCCCCAGCCCGCCCCCGCCAUGUGGCAUUCUCCCACAAGCAAAAGAAGCUGCAGCUGCAGACCAAACGCGCAAUCAAGCGCGGAGAAGAGGUUGAGGUACUUGAACACGGCAAGAAUGGGCGUAUUCGCCUCGACCGGUCUCACAAGGCUCGCUCCGAAGCACACGGCGGGCUGGAGCUCUUCAGCCGCUUCAUCGCCAUCCCGCAUGAUUACGUUGCUCGCACACGGGACGCCGCCUGGAACGACCAGCUACCUCGACCCCUCCCUGAUUCUGUCGCAUCAUUCCCCAUGUCCCUCGUUGACAACCCGACAGGCGUCAACCUGUCCGUGCCCAGCCGCCCACGUUUCAACACGGGCCAGAGCAAACGGGAGGUAGAACAGAACGAGGAGGCAGUCUUCGAGGCUUGGCUCCAAGGGGCACGCGAUGUCGUUGAGGGUUGGGUUGACGGCGCGGAUAUGGACUCAUUCAACCCGGAUUCCACACCUGUCCGGAGUCCGAGCUCCUUUGAAACGAACCUCGAGGUCUGGCGUCAACUGUGGCGAGUAGUUGAGACUUCCUCGAUCAUCCUCCUUCUAGUCGACGCACGCUGUCCCCCUGUUCAUUGUCCACCCUCACUGCGGUCGUACCUGCGCCUGCUACAGCCUCACCGGGAGAUCAUCCUCGUCCUAACAAAAGCCGACCUGGUCGACCCCGAUGCUCUUGCCUCCUGGCAAGUCUGGCUCAAACAGUGGUGGAUGUUGGGACCACCAGUCGCUGAAGAUGAGCUCGAACCUCAGGUGGUGUCUGUGUCUUCGUAUGACACCUCGCUUCUGUACGGCCAAGGCAAGUCACGCCACCGACCCUACAUCCCCGAUACGGCGCGAGUGGCCCUCCUUGACGCGCUCCAGAUCGCCCAUGCCCGGCUUUUGUCACCCCCCUCUGGAGUCACUGCGGACCCAGACAAACUCGCCACUUGGAAGCCGAAUGUGCGCGAGAUUGUGCACUGGGGUGACCUAGAAGGUGAUACGAUAUGUGUCGAGGACAACAGCGAGGUGGUUGGUCGCGGUGCCGUGACUGAGGACGCGAGCGACGGUCCAUCCACCUGCGUCCGCCAGGUGGAGCCGCUUACAGUUGGCCUGGUCGGGCAGCCCAAUGUUGGCAAGUCGUCACUCCUGAACGCCCUCCUCGGCGAGACGCGCGUGUCCGCUUCGAGGACACCAGGCAAGACCAAGCACUGGCAGACCAUGCUCUGGGGCCAGCGCCGUGAGGUGCGAAUCGUGGACUGCCCGGGCCUCGUCUGUCCCAGUCUCGUCCCCAUGGAGCUGCAAGCCAUGAGUGGAAUCCUCCCCAUCUCCCAGAUCCCAUCUCUUCCGGCGUGCGUCGCGUUUGCAGCCAAAUACCUCCCUUUGGAGCGUAUCUUCAAUAUCCCAGCACCCGAGGUUGUCGUCGAUGAUAUCGUGUCGAAGAAGACGUGGCGCGCAGGCUACCGACCACAUGUCUCAGCCAAGCCCAUGGGUCCACGUUGGACUGCAGGCGACAUCAUGGACGGACGGGCAACGGAUCGCGGCUUCAUGACAGCCAAGUCUGCCCGUCCUGACGCCAACCGUGCUGCGGACGGCAUGAUGCGGUCGCUGGCUGAAGGUCGCGUACGCUGGUGCUUCUGGCCUCCGAACUCCACCCCGAACCGUGACGGAUGUGGCUUGUGGCUUGGCCAGUACCACGACACCGGCAGCGAGGAGUUGAGCCCCGUCGACAGUGACAUCGAGACCUCUAACAAGCGCACCACUAGGACGCCAGCCGUGACCCAGCAGGUGGUGAGCGAUCUGGGCAAUGAGAGCAGUGACGAGGAUACCGAGUUCACCAAGGCCAACAACGCGAGCUUCUUCGCAGCCCUGAGUCUUGAUGACAGGGGCGACCACAGUGAUGACGAGUAG
This is a messenger RNA of Cutaneotrichosporon cavernicola, 1920 nucleotides long. RefSeq lists its product as uncharacterized. The transcript is spliced from 4 exons. Gene Ontology annotation, molecular function: GTP binding; GTPase activity. Bases 1 to 1920 code for a protein of 639 amino acids. The record is from RefSeq and is a predicted model, not a curated record. Lineage: Eukaryota; Fungi; Basidiomycota; Tremellomycetes; Trichosporonales; Trichosporonaceae.